Heterocephalus glaber (naked mole-rat) is the source of this 3114-nucleotide messenger RNA. It is a transcript of the gene Kcnab3, whose product is annotated as potassium voltage-gated channel subfamily A regulatory beta subunit 3. NCBI's taxonomy places the organism in Eukaryota, Metazoa, Chordata, Mammalia, Rodentia, Bathyergidae. Gene Ontology annotation, biological process: potassium ion transport; regulation of potassium ion transmembrane transport. The record is from RefSeq and is a predicted model, not a curated record. Gene Ontology annotation, cellular component: voltage-gated potassium channel complex; cytoplasm; membrane. Gene Ontology annotation, molecular function: voltage-gated potassium channel activity; transmembrane transporter binding; potassium channel regulator activity.
GGUGUAGUACAUCCCUCUUCCGCCGAUGACCCCCCCCCCCCCGCUUUGUAACAUUAAAAGUGUCUCCAAAUUUUGUUACGUUUCCCGGGGGAUAAAAAUCCCUUCCAACUGAGAGCCACUGGGCAGGGGUAAGGCUGACAUGCCUCGGACACAGUGUGAGAAACAACGCUCUGGGGAUCAGAUCUCAUCUUACGACGAGCCCUGUAUUCCAGCCGCGGAGCCUUGGCAGGCCGGGCUUAUGCAGAUGAGCCGCAGAUUUGGCUGGGAGGCGGUCAGUUCUAUGUAAAUGAAGUGGCGGUGCCUGCAUGUUGAUGAGCUGGGCCAGCUGCAUACGCUGCUGGGAGCUCAGCUGGUCCCACUGCGGUUCGGGCCGAAGUGGCAUCUCUCUCCCGUCACCCUUCCUCCCUGGUCCCUACCUUCUGACAACUGCCCUCAACCCUUACCCUCAUCUUUCCCCCUCCUACCCCUUGCACCAGUGCCCCUAGUAUCUGAAUAUCUCCGCCCCUGACACUCCUCGUAUUGCUCCCUCGCCUCUGCAAAGCUCGAGACCUCCGGCAGCCCGCCCCCGCGGGCCGAGCCUGUCUGGCGGCUCCCGAAGCAGCCUCCUCAGCCUUCCCGCUUUCCUGGGAAUCUCCCCACCACGACCCGGGGUGUCAGCCCUCAGGCUUCCCUGCCCCCUCGGAGCCCCCUUCCUCGCCCUUGGCCAGCCGGCAUGCAAGUGUCUAUCGUGUGCACCGAGCAGAACCUUCGCAGCCGGAUCAGCGAGGACCGUCUGUGCGGACCCCGGCCCGGCCCGGGUGGCGGUAAUGGCUGGCCAGCCGGCGUGGGGCACGGGAACCCUCCGGGGGGUGGAGGGUCAGGCCCCAAGGGCCGAGCCGCGUUGGUUCCCCGACCCCCGGCGCCUGCUGGGGCCCUCCGAGAAAGCACGGGCCGAAGCACUGGCAUGAAAUACAGGAAUCUAGGAAAGUCUGGUCUUCGGGUAUCCUGUCUUGGCCUGGGUACCUGGGUGACAUUUGGUUCUCAGAUCUCAGAUGAGACAGCAGAGGAUGUGCUGACAGUAGCCUAUGAGCAUGGUAUAAACCUGUUUGACACCGCCGAAGUGUAUGCAGCAGGAAAGGCUGAAAGGACCCUAGGCAACAUUCUCAAGAACAAAGGUUGGAGGAGAUCAAGCUAUGUUAUCACCACCAAGAUUUUUUGGGGAGGACAGGCAGAAACUGAGCGAGGCUUAAGCCGAAAACACAUCAUUGAAGGCUUACGAGGAUCCCUGGAUCGUCUCCAGUUGGGAUACGUGGACAUAGUCUUUGCCAGUUGCUCAGACCCUAACAGUCCUAUGGAGGAGAUUGUUCGAGCCAUGACCUAUGUCAUCAACCAGGGCCUGGCCCUAUACUGGGGGACAUCCCAAUGGGGGGCUGCAGAAAUCAUGGAGGCCUACUCCAUGGCUAGACAGUUCAAUCUAAUUCCUCCUGUGUGUGAACAAGCAGAGCACCACUUGUUUCAGAGGGAGAAGAUGGAGUUGCAGCUGCCUGAACUCUACCACAAGAUUGGAGUUGGCUCAGUCACUUGGUCUCCUCUGGCCUGUGGCCUCAUUACUAGCAAGUAUGAUGGGCAAGUUCCAGAUACCUGCAGGGCCACCAUCAAGGGCUACCAGUGGCUCAAGGAUAAAGUGCAGAGUGAAGAUGGCAAGAAGCAACAAGCCAAAGUCAUGGACCUUCUCCCCAUCACCCACCAGCUAGGAUGCACUGUAGCCCAGCUUGCUAUUGCAUGGUGUCUCCGCAGUGAGGGUGUCAGCUCGGUCUUGCUGGGGGUGUCAAGUGCAGAGCAGCUGAUGGAACACUUGGGCGCCCUACAGGUAUUGAGCCAGCUGACGCCGCAAAUGGUGAUGGAGAUAGACGGGCUCCUGGGGAACAAAUCACAUUCCAAGAAAUAGUCGGUCGUGGGGCACAGACACCCAGCACAAGUCGCUGCACCCGUCGGAGAACCACCUCCCAAAUACUCCCACGUCAUCCUUCGACACAGCGGCUGGAGCCAGGGUGUCCCCGCUCACUAGAGUCCCAGCUUUGAGUAGCGCUGUGCAUGAACAAAGCCAUAUCCUUCCGCAGAGGGCCUUGGGAGAGAAAGUAGUCCACCUGCCCCCGGCUACGUCCUUGUAGGCCUUCUUGCUAAUCCUGGGCAUGAGCUAUGGGCCGUCCCCUCUCUGCCUUUUGGUCUUGCUCCUUGCUCUCUUCUCCCUAUUGCAGAGGCCCAGAAAAAUCCCACCAGAUAUAAGAAAAAUGCUUAGUGCCUCAAGAAUGGCCCUUGAACUGUGAUGGGAUAAGAACCUAAUAAGUGAGUUGUAAUGUCAUCUGGGACAAACGAAAUGGGUCUUUACAUUAUUGGAUAAAAAGGAGACAGGCUGGUCCUGGCAAGAAGUACAUAAUUUUGGGGAAACUAGAUCUGUGCCUCCACCUCCCAACCUGGGGGUAGAGGAGGACUUAAAUCUAGAACUAGUUUAAUACCUUGUUCUUACAGAGAGGAAGUAGGGGUGGGGAAUACAGUGAUACAGCACCAACCUAGGCAGAGGGAAAUUUGAUAGCAAAUGUAUAGCAUGGGCUGGCAAAAGUGGCCAGGGUGGCCUUAGAACAAAGUUGGGUGGUGCUUUGCAGAAAUUAGGGAGUCAUUUGGUUACCAGCAGAGACAUGGGGCUGACCAAUCAAGGUCUGAGGACAAACUUUUGAGCCUCAAGCUGGACUUCCUACCUGGAGGUGGAGGACUGCAGUCUUCCAUCUGACAAUAACCCUAAAGCAAUAAUGAUGGCUCCUCUUCUACUGUAAGCCUUCCCAGGGAACUGUAAAUAAAAUCUCGGCUUGAUCCUAUGAUAUCUGAAAUUGCAGGGGACUGAGAGACUAUAGUCCCUGUCUCACAUACUGGCGUUCUUAUCCUGGGUCAUUAGAAAGCUCUGCACUAGUUUUUCUCUCCAUUCACCUCAGUGACUCAGGAAUAGGGCACUUGGUCACUGUUCUCAAGGACUUAGACACCAAGUAUUCCCAGGACUGGGUCUUCUUUAGAACCUUCUUUAGAACCUAGUGAUCUAGCUUUCUAGUUUUCCUGCUCAAUCUAUGAAAGACCCAGCUGAUA